GUCAUUGUCAGCGAGCUGCUGGGCUCCUUUGGCGAUAACGAGCUCAGUCCCGAGUGCCUGGAUGGUGCGCAGCGUUUUUUGGCUGAGGAUGGCGUUUGUAUCCCUCAGAGCUACACGGCAGCACUGACACCUGUAUCAGCUCCUGGACUUUGGACUGAUGCUCAACAGGGUGCUGCUGGGGGUGGCCAGGCGGAUUUGGAGACAGCCUAUGUCGUGAACUUGCACCACGCAUUCUUCCCAUGCAGCGCUAUAAAGGACUGCUUUCACUUCGAUCACCCGAACUGGGAUCUGAAGAGCAACGACCGCUGUAUGGACUUGGAUUUUGAAAUCGAGGUAGACUCGCUCGUUCACGGCUUCGCAGGAUACUUUGACUGCGUGUUGUAUGGCGCGGAGAGAAUAUCCAUCCAUCCGAAGACAUUGUCUGUCGGAAUGUUCAGCUGGUUUCCAAUGUUCUUCCCGCUUCGUCAUCCUCAGUUUCUGCAGCGGGGCUCCGUGAUAAGGAGUCACUGGUGGCGAAGACAUGAUGCUCACAAAGUCUGGUACGAGUGGGCAUUGUCAGAACCCUCGCCCAGCCCUGUGCAGAAUUUGGGUGGAAGAUCGUGGCCAAUCAGCCUUCUGUGA
Messenger RNA from Symbiodinium pilosum, 621 nucleotides. Lineage: Eukaryota; Dinophyceae; Suessiales; Symbiodiniaceae. The record is from the annotation of a GenBank genome assembly.